This is a messenger RNA of Zingiber officinale, 2417 nucleotides long. Its product is annotated as probable GTP diphosphokinase RSH2, chloroplastic. The transcript is spliced from 6 exons. Gene Ontology annotation, biological process: guanosine tetraphosphate metabolic process. Lineage: Eukaryota; Viridiplantae; Streptophyta; Magnoliopsida; Zingiberales; Zingiberaceae. The record is from RefSeq and is a predicted model, not a curated record. The coding region runs from base 84 to 2204 and encodes 706 amino acids. Gene Ontology annotation, cellular component: chloroplast.
GCGGAAUUAGAAAUCGGAGCGUCAAAUUUCCCAAUCCCUAUCGCUUCCCUUCUCUCCUUGGAAAGGAUUGAUCUUUGUUCGCCAUGUCCGUCCCGGCGAUCGCCCUCACCGUCUGCUCCACCGCUCACAAUUCCUGCCAGAUCGCCGCUUCCGCUGACUUCGAUCUCAACCCCCGCGCCAGCUCCGUUGCUCCCUCGUCGUCCGCCGCCGCCGCCGCCGCCGCCGCCGCGGGCUCCCACAAACCGAUCGUCGGUGGUCUGUCCCGCAUCUUUUCGGCCUCCGCCGGCUCGCACGCCGCUGAUCUCGGUUCCUUUCGGCAUGAUAGGUCCGACGAGCUCGGGAGCUCGUAUACCUACUCGCCGUCGCCGUUCAAGUGCCGAGAGCCUAGCCCCGUGACUGUGUUCCGCGGCCCGGCGUCGUGCAGCGGGAGUGGAUCGUCCAAGAGCCCUCCUUUCGUGAGGACUCCUCGGGAGUGGAUGGGGGGCGAUCGGAGAACCGGGAAAGAUAGGCCUUUUAAGGGGUUUACUCGGAACGCGAUCAGUUCCUGCCUGGAUUAUGCUUCUCCCGACUUCAUAUCCUCGAGUAGAAACACAGUCGAUGUUGAAGAGUUGCCGUUCGGUUUGGAUACUAGUGUGAUCGAUUCACCGAACUACGACCCAUACGCCAUGGAAUUGCUUGCCGGUGCUCAGUCAAGACACAAAAUUUUCUGCGAGGAGAUCAUCAUCAAGGCCUUUUAUGAAGCCGAGAGAGCUCACAGGGGUCAGAUGAGAGCGAGUGGAGACCCUUACCUGAAGCACUGUGUUGAGACAGCAGUUUUAUUGGCGAAGAUUGGAGCUAAUACUACAGUAGUUGCUGCAGGGCUUUUACAUGAUACCCUGGAUGACUCCUUUAUGGAUUAUGAUCAUAUUUUUCAUACAUUUGGAGCUGGCAUAGCAGAUCUGGUUGAAGGGGUUUCUAAGCUGAGCCACUUGAGCAAGCUUGCUCGUGAUAGCAAUACCGCUAGCAAAGCUAUUGAAGCUGAUCGUUUGCACACAAUGUUUCUGGCAAUGGCAGAUACGAGGGCAGUUCUCAUAAAGCUAGCAGAUAGGCUUCAUAACAUGAUCACAUUGGAAGCAUUGCCUGCUGUUAAACAACAGAGGUUUGCAAAGGAGACUCUGGAGAUCUUUGCUCCGUUGGCCAGUAGGUUGGGAAUCUCAACUUGGAAGGAACAUUUAGAGAAUUUGAGUUUCAGACACCUUCAUCCAGAGAAGCACAGAGAUUUGUCUUUGCAGCUUAUGAGAUCCUCUGAUGAAGCACUGGUUGCGUCUGCGUCCCAGGAAUUAGGGAAAGCUUUAACAGAUGAAGGUGUUACUUACCAUGUUCUGUGUGGAAGGCAUAAGAGCUUGUAUAGCGUUUACUCCAAAAUGGUCAAGAAAAAGUUAAGCAUUGAUCAAAUCCAUGACAUUAAUGGCUUGCGUCUAAUCGUUGAGAAUAAGGAAGAUUGUCAUAAGGCUCUAAGCAUUGUUCGUAGACUAUGGCACGAAGUUACUGGGAGAUUCAAGGACUACAUAACCUGUCCUAAAUUUAAUGGGUAUCAAUCCUUGCACACAGUUGUAAUGACUGAAGGGAUGCUUCCUCUGGAAGUUCAGAUUCGAACUAAGGAGAUGCACUUGCAGGCUGAAUAUGGGAUUGCAGCCCAUUGGAGAUACAAGGAGGGUAACUCCAGCCACCCCUCAUUUGUACUUCAAAUGGUAGAAUGGGCAAGAUGGGUUCUUAGUUGGCAGUGCGAAACGCUAAAGAAGGAAGAAUGUGAAUCACUUGGGGACACAAAUUUAAGCACGCCAACAUGCCAAUUCCCUUCUCAUUCCGGCGACUGCCCUUAUGCCUUUUCGCAGAAGUGUGGCCACGAUGGACCCAUUUAUGCCAUAAUACUGGAAAAUGAAAAGAUGUCUGUUCAAGAGUUUCCAGCAGAUACUACUGUAUCAGACUUGAUGGAUCGAGGUGGUGAAGGUAGCCCUGGAGGAUCCCCUUGUAGCUUCCCUGUGAAUUUGGAAUUGAGGCCAAGACUGAACCACAAGCCAGUGACUGACCCGAGCCAGAAGCUAAAGAUGGGGGAUGUCGUGGAGUUGACCCCAGAACUCUCCGACGAGUCGUUGACUGAAUAUAGGGAAGAAAUCCAACGCAUGUAUGAACGAGGACUUGCGCUCUCUAGCAUGCAUGGUUGAGGAACCUAAUGAUUGCCCAAGCCCAGGACUUACAACUUCAACUCGCAAUGCGAGUUCUUAUCUCUGUAAAUACAGAUUGCCAGUGAUUAUAGGCAUAAGGAAUCUCAUUGUAUCAGCAUAGACUAAUUGUAACUUGCAAGUCUGCCAUUUGUUCUCGGCUACGAUCAUGCAAAUUGUUUGUUUCUGAUGUGUUUGAUGAUGUUUUGCUUUUUA